AUGAUCAACGUGACCAAACUCACUUCUACGAACUAUAUGACGUGGAGUCUACAAGUCAAUGCUCUCCUUGAUGGCUAUGACUUAGCUGGAUACAUCGAUGGCACCAAGACAGCACCACCUAUGCAAGAGUUGCGCUUCAUCAACCAUCCUGAGUUGACUCAGUCGGAGUGGGAGGUGUUGGACUCAUGUUCCAAGACUGUACACCUUGUAGAGUCUCCCUCGGCCUCGGGGCAACAACGUUUUCUAGUCAAAUGGUACGCUCAGAACCAUCAACCGGGCAAGAAGAUAAACUUCUUGUGUCGCGGAACAAAGCGUUUCAUGGUGUUCAGAGAGGACGAGGGGGGGAUGAUCAUGUCUUACACAGAGGACACUGGUGAUCUCUGCAUAUUCUUGGGGAAUAGUGAGCCCUUCUGUGUCAAGGCAAGCUCCUUCCCUGGCUUAAUCCCAAACUCCAUUUGUUUUGCAGGAGAUGGCUUUGGUGUUUACGAUAUAGCCACUUAG
Messenger RNA from Raphanus sativus (radish), 501 nucleotides. RefSeq lists its product as uncharacterized. The transcript has a single exon. The coding region runs from base 1 to 501 and encodes 166 amino acids. NCBI's taxonomy places the organism in Eukaryota, Viridiplantae, Streptophyta, Magnoliopsida, Brassicales, Brassicaceae. The record is from RefSeq and is a predicted model, not a curated record.